AACAGGAGAGUUAGGAGGUGAGGCCGGACAUGUAGACCGCGGGCUGCAUGGGGACCUAGGGGCAGGGCUGUGUGGACUGGAUUGCAUUUUAAGAGACACCGGGAGCCCUUGGCAGGUUUUGACGACUGGGUGCCUGGCGCUGCUGUUUGCAGAUGAGAAGCCUGGGGGAGGAAGCAGAUGGAGAGAAAGAAGAACUAGGAACUUUGAGUUGCCGUAGAGCUCCUGGGGUCCCCGGAGGCGCGGCGGGGCUCCAGGGCCGGCUUUUCGGUGGGGCUGCGGUGACGCUGCUUUCAGAGCACCGGGGCCUGCAGCCCAGCCAGGAGGAAGCUCCCUGCAGACGCGGCCCAGAGGGCCCUGCAGAAGCCACAGGCCUGGGAGGAAGUGAGCCGCUUGCCCCUGGGGCCCCCGCCAACCUAGGGAACCCGGAACCCGCUUCUGUUGGGAACCCGGGGACCACCAUUCGAGCACCGAGGAAGCAUCAGGGCCGGAAAGGCAGCGAUGGAGCCAGAGCCCCUCUACAACCUGCUGCAGCUCCCUGGGAAGGUGGACCCACCGGCAGUGGAAGAACUCUCACAAGGAGAGAAGAAGAAGUUCCUGCCACCCACCUCCCGGAGAGACGCCAAGUUUUGAAGACUGCAGAGGGUGCUGAUGGAGUGGAUCAACGCCGAGCUCCUCCCCGAGCACAUCGUGGUCCGCAGCCUGGAGGAGGACAUGUUCGACGGACUCAUCCUGCACCACCUUUUCCAGAAGCUAGCGGGACUCAAGCUGGACGUGGAGGAGAUCGCCUUGACGGCGGCCAACCAGAGGCGCAAGCUCACGGUGGUCCUGGAGGCCGCCAACCAGAGCCUGCAGGUGGAGGAGCAGCAGGCCCAGUGGAGCGUGGAGACCAUCUUCAACAAGGACCUGCUGGCCACCCUGCAUCUCCUUGUGGCCCUGGCCGAGCACUUCCAGCCUGACCUGCCCCUCCCAGCCAACGUCCAGGUGGAGGUGAUCACCAUGGAGAGCACCAAAAGUGGCUUGAAGUCAGAGAAGUUGGUGGAACGUCUCACUGGAUGUGGCACAGACAAGGACCAACCUUCCAAGGACGUCUUUGAUGAAUUAUUUAAGCUGGCUCCAGAGAAGGUGAAUGCUGUGAAAGAGGCCAUCGUGAACUUCGUCAACCAGAAGCUGGACCGCCUGGGUCUGUCGGUGCAGAAUCUGGACACCCAGUUUGCAGAUGGAGUCAUCCUGCUCCUGCUGAUUGGACAGCUGAGAGGUUUCUUCCUGCACUUGAAGGAAUUCUAUCUCACUCCCAGCUCUCCUGCGGAAAUGGGCGGUUUGAAUGCAUCCUUCUGGGUCGUAACCUUUCCGCGGCUCCGUGGAACGUGAUCGUGUUGCUUUCAUCACCUCAAACUGUGCAUGGAAGAAAAAUGACGCUUUGAGUAGAGUGUGGUGAGAUGGUUCUGGAGCCCGGGGCAGCGCCUCCAGGUCGGCCUGAGCACUGUCGAGGAGCGGGACCCAGAGAAGCGAGCUCCAUCGUUGUCCUAGCGUCGACAGCAGCAGUCCACAAAGUGCGAACUCCUCUAUGGCGAGGCCAGAGCGCAGGACACUCAAUCAGUAUCUUGUUAAAUAAGUGAAAGAACGAAGUAUUUCCAAAACACUGGACUUGUGAGGGGCUCUGUACAAUGGAUCCCAUGGUCAAAUCACUUGGGAAAACAUGCACAGUUUCAAAGGCUCAGGAGAUGCCAUAAUGUAUUCAAGGCUCUGAGAAGUCCUGCAGCGAAGGACUUCCACAUGACUUGGUGGAAGCCAGCCUUGGCGGAAGCCAGCCUUGGCGUCUCGUUCUCACUCUGACCUUUACUCUCUGUGCAUCCUGUGAAUACUGUUCAUGACAAGAAUGUGAAUAACAGUGA
Vicugna pacos (alpaca) is the source of this 1892-nucleotide messenger RNA. NCBI's taxonomy places the organism in Eukaryota, Metazoa, Chordata, Mammalia, Artiodactyla, Camelidae. The record is from RefSeq and is a predicted model, not a curated record.